CUGCUGCGCGAGGCAGACGGCUGCAAAUGGACUGCCCUUAUCCUAAGCUCAGGAUUUCAGUCUACUGGGCUGAACACAACUAGGAGGAGAAGAUGGAGGGGAAGCAUUUGGUCCGGGGUGCUGCAGUUAGUUGCUGGGGUUUACCAGUCGUGUGAACCCGGAACGUAAUACUUGGCGAGCGAGUGGGGACGAUAUCAGCCCGACACCAUUUAGACCUCGUUUCUUCCCCAAGAACCUUUGUUGCGCUGGAUUUACGAUGUGGGGAGCUCCAAGAGAUCUUGGACAGCUGCCGUAAAUUUGUAGAUUAAAUAAUUUGGAUGGAUGUACGGUGAAGAUAAUGGCAACAAGGAGAAUGAGAAUAUUGGUCGGUUUUGGAUCUAUGAAAAAAUAAGAUUAAAUUAAAAGGGCGAGCGACGAGGGAAUAAACGUAUAAUGGAUGGAUAUUGUAUCACUCGGUACUAUGCGAACAAUAUAUAACAAAUAAUAAGAAUACUUGUUAGAUAUGUCACUGACCAACAAAAGGAUAACAAAAAUGGAAGAAAAUGGCUCAAAUUUCGCUGCAGGUGUUUGACUGCGCGGAGUAGUAACGAUACAUUGUCUUCCGCUGAAAAGACUACAACAAUUCUUCGACUGUUUUUAGCUUAGGCUUUUUUUUAUAUAUUUGUUAACUGUUCUGCAUAUGCAGUAAAGCAUUAAUAACAUCGCAGACAAAGGACAUCAUCACUGCAUACAAAAAUGUCUCAGAGUUUAUUACAAGGAAAGAGAUUUUUCUGUAGGGAGUGGGUUUUCCAUAAACUCCAUCAUUGUCUUCAAGAAAAGAACAGUGGUAAACUGUUCGGGAUCUCCAAUCCUAGCGGAAAUGCUGGUGUCCCUGGGAAAAAUGCUGGAGGCAUCGGAGGUAUCCUGAUCGUUGGGGGUCCCGGCAGCGGCAAGACAGCACUGUGCACAGAGUUGGUUUGGCCCACAUGCCCGCAGUUGAUUCAGCGGGGGUUGCAUCGCCAGGCACUCGCCUAUCACUUCUGUAAGGCUCAGGAUGCAGACACACUGUGUGUCAGCAACUUCAUCCGAAGCAUCGUCUCCCAGAUUCGCAAUAGCAAUUUGGUCCAUGGAUAUGAAGAGAAACUGCGAGAACCAGCCGUUCACAGCGUGCUGCAGGCAGGCGAAUGUGAGAGAAAUCCUGGAGAAGCCUUUAAAAGGUGUGUACUCUUGCCAUUGUUGGGAAUAAAACCACCUUCACAGAAUCUGUUCAUUGUCGUAGACUCUGUCGACGAAGGCUGUAACUACGCGGAAGGAGAGCAAAGGCAAGCAGGCCUGACACGGACUAUAGCAGAGCUUUUAGCAAGUCAUCAUGAGUUCUUUCCACCAUGGUUGUUGCUUGUCUGCUCUUCCAGGAAGCAAAGUAAGAUGGUGACAAAAAUGUUCACAGGUUCUAGGAGAGCAAUGCUAAAACAAACUCCUUACAUUGUGUUCCCAUUUUUGAAUUCUAAAUCUACAAACCAGUUAGAUCCAUAG
Messenger RNA from Rhincodon typus (whale shark), 1512 nucleotides. It is a transcript of the gene ankrd50, whose product is annotated as ankyrin repeat domain 50. The transcript is spliced from 4 exons. The record is from RefSeq and is a predicted model, not a curated record. The coding region runs from base 736 to 1512 and encodes 258 amino acids. Lineage: Eukaryota; Metazoa; Chordata; Chondrichthyes; Orectolobiformes; Rhincodontidae.